Carassius auratus (goldfish) is the source of this 485-nucleotide messenger RNA. Its product is annotated as mannosyl-oligosaccharide 1,2-alpha-mannosidase IA-like. Gene Ontology annotation, cellular component: Golgi membrane; extracellular exosome; endoplasmic reticulum. Gene Ontology annotation, biological process: carbohydrate metabolic process; mannose trimming involved in glycoprotein ERAD pathway. NCBI's taxonomy places the organism in Eukaryota, Metazoa, Chordata, Actinopteri, Cypriniformes, Cyprinidae. Bases 90 to 395 code for a protein of 101 amino acids. Gene Ontology annotation, molecular function: mannosyl-oligosaccharide 1,2-alpha-mannosidase activity; calcium ion binding. The record is from RefSeq and is a predicted model, not a curated record. The transcript has 3 exons.
AAGCCUUCUCAAAUGGUUUAUUGUCAUAUCUAUCCACAGGUAGUCUCAAAGGAGCCACCAUUGUGGAUGCGCUGGACACGCUCUACAUUAUGGAGAUGUAUGAUGAGUUUGAGGCUGCUACCGAGUGGGUGGAAAGGAACCUGGACUUUAACAUGAAUGCCGAAAUCUCCGUCUUUGAAGUGAACAUCCGUUUUGUUGGAGGCUUGCUGUCCGCCUAUUAUCUCUCAGGCAAAGAGUUCAGAAGAGGCCUGGAAGAAAGAGAGAAGAAAGCAAGAGAAGAAAGAGCAGGCAGAGGUCUCAGGAGGAAGCUGCUCUCAGGCUUUGUGUUUCUAUCCGUCUUUGGUACGUUUGCAGGGCUAUCAGCACUGAGAGACGAGCUGCAGAACACAGGAUGAAGAAAAGCCUUCACAGGCCUCCCCGGACUUCAUCAGAUUGCAGUCUCUUUGUAUAUCCAUGGGCUACAGUAUGUCAGCAAUGGGAAUUCC